Messenger RNA from Bactrocera dorsalis (oriental fruit fly), 1493 nucleotides. It is a transcript of the gene Rab27, whose product is annotated as ras-related protein Rab-27A. Lineage: Eukaryota; Metazoa; Arthropoda; Insecta; Diptera; Tephritidae. Gene Ontology annotation, cellular component: secretory granule; melanosome. The transcript is spliced from 3 exons. Bases 703 to 1407 code for a protein of 234 amino acids. Gene Ontology annotation, biological process: melanosome transport; positive regulation of exocytosis. The record is from RefSeq and is a predicted model, not a curated record. Gene Ontology annotation, molecular function: GTPase activity; GTP binding.
GCUCGUGGCCUUAACACAACUGUUGCUUUGGUGGGCUCCAAUGGUUGAAAGAAGUUAGAACGCGCAUCAGUUGACUGAUAACAGCGGCAGGAUUCAAACAGGUUGUCGGAAAAAUAUUACUUGUGUGAGGCAAAAUUCCGUUUGUUUGGCUAAUAAUAAUUAACUGAAGAAAGAAGUAAAAACAAAACGGCAAAAAGCGCGGCAAACUUUUACUUCCGUGAAUUUGUAGUGAAAUAUAAAAAAAGUGAAGAAAAAAAAUUUAUAAAAACCUUGUGUAUUUUUUUAAAGAAUUGUGCAUGUUUAAAAAUAGCAGCAUUGCUAAAAGCUUUUAUGUGUGUUACAAAUUAUUGAAGGAUGAAUAUCAUCCUCGACAACGGCACAGGGGCGCAUACAAUAGAUGUCUGCAGUAUUGAUUGGUCUCAGGUGUUUGAAGUGGACACAGCGGCUAACAACAUGUACACACAUACAGUUACUAGCGCGUAACGGAUAAGUGCAAGAAGAAAGGACAUCUUCAGCAACACUAACAAGGAGAUUACAUUUCCAGUAUGUAUAUAGUAUGUGUGCAAUGGUCUCAAUAUUAAACCAGUAGAUAGUGAAGAGGCUCUAUGCAAAUUGUGACUCUAAUUGGUCCAUUGUAAAUAAAAAAUAGUAUCUGUGGCGCGAGACAAAGUACUCCUUUAUUCAAUCAGCAUUAAAAAAGGAAUGGCGAUGGCAAAUAUUGAUUAUGAUUUUUUGAUGAAAUUUCUUGCACUCGGAGAUUCUGGAGUGGGCAAAACAAGUUUUCUAUAUCAGUAUACUGAUGGGCAAUUUCAUUCACAAUUUAUAUCAACGGUGGGAAUUGAUUUCCGGGAGAAACGACUGAUAUACACAUACCGCGGACGAAACCACCGUAUCCAUCUACAACUUUGGGAUACAGCCGGUCAGGAGCGCUUUCGUUCGUUGACUACUGCCUUCUAUCGCGAUGCAAUGGGUUUCCUGCUCAUCUUUGAUUUGACUAACGAGAAAUCUUUCCUUGAAAUCAGUAAUUGGUUGGAGCAAUUACGUAUGCAUGCGUAUUCGGAGGAUCCGGAUGUGGUCUUAUGCGGUAAUAAAUGCGAUUUAGAGGCCGUACGUGCUGUCAGUCAUGAGCAAGUUCGUGCACUUUCGGAUCGCUAUAGCCUGCCAUACAUCGAGACAAGCGCUUGCACUGGUUUUAACAUAAGACAAGCCGUAGAAAUGUUGGUGGAACGUGUUAUGUUGCGUAUGGAGAAUGUAGCUACCAAUUCCGAAUUGUCACGAUUAAUGACGCAGACGCGUUGCAUGCCAAAUAUAAAUCUCCCGAGUAGUGGUGGGAAUACAGUGCGUUUGGGCUAUAGGGAUAUGGAGUUGACGGAGGAACAACAACGGAGUCGAAAUUGUAAAUGUUAAAAGAUGAAAUGCCAGUCAUAGGUCAUUCUAUUUUAACUCAAAGCUGUUUUGUACAAUAAUUUUAAUAAAUGUGUAUUUAAAUGUGU